UACAAACCCCCCUCCUUAAAGACUCUUUGACGCUGACGACCCUCUCUCUGCUACCUUGACUCUCUCUGACGCCUUUGCAUGACCUCUACUGCCUCUAUUGCCUCUACCGUAUACCAUUUUGCGAUGUUCUAGCUGCGUAUUCUUGAUCCUCUUCAACCCAUAUCUCCUCUUUGAUGUCGUCUGGCACAAUGGCCAUGGCGCACGGACCGGGCCUAACGCGCAUUCACACCGCGCCAACUCUAUCGACAUCGACCAGAACUUCGAGAGACCCUUUCCCGAAUAAAAUGAUUGGACAUGGGCCUCGAUCCUCCAAAAUGUCCUCCUCUACACUCACGUCGGCAUCCUCAGCAUCCUUAAACACUCUAUCGACUACUACGACCCUAUCGCAGAACGGGAGCAAUGUGGUGGCGACCAACAAUAUCAUUAAUCAGCGGGCAGAUGCCUCCCGAUCCCUAUACCAGAUAUGCGUCAGUCUGCGACAGCGCCUCCUCCUGGUCCCUGGCUUCGAACAGCACUUGCAAGAGUUGGACGACGACGAGAUCUACGACGACGACCCCGUCACCUCGUUGUGGCGAUGCCUGCGCAAGGGAUACCCCCUAAUGACGAUAUAUAACGCACUUCAACCACCCGAACCCCUACAAGUCGAUGAUAAGGUCUCGGAGGCGAAAAAACCGAAGAGCGCAGCGUCAAAGUUCGUGCUGGCAUGCCUAAAAGACUUGAAGCUACCCCCUGAGGAGGUUUUUGUGCUCAACGAUUUGUUCGGCGACGAUACAACUGGUUUUGUUAAGGUCACCCAGGUCCUGAAUGUGGUGCUGGAUGUGGCAGAGCAGCGGGGUCUGCUCCUAACUCCGGAGGCCGAGGCCGAGACUCCAAAUGCUGCCGUGGGGGGGAAGAUGAGCUAUAGGGACCAUGUUGUGCGAGAACUUGUCGAUACCGAGCGCAAAUAUGUGCAGGACCUGGAGAAUUUGCACGAGCUGAAGAAACAAAUCGAGCAGAAAGGCGUUAUACCCGGAGAUGUUGUGCAUGCUAUAUUCUUAAACAUCAAUGCGAUUCUCGACUUCCAGCGAAGGUUUUUGAUCCGGAUCGAAACCACGAAUUCGCAACCGGACGCAAGGCAGGAGUGGGGCGCGCCUUUUGUAGUUCAUGAAGAAUCCUUUGGAAUUUAUCAACCAUUUAUAGCCAACCAGCGAAGAGCAGCCGAUAUUGCCAAACGAGAGUUCGACAAGAUCUCGUUGGCAGACCACCCGGUUGUUGUUGAUUUCAACACACUGGAUGGCUUCCUGCUAAAACCUAUGCAAAGAUUGGUCAAAUAUCCGCUAUUAUUGAAGGAUUUGCGCGAUAAAACGAAUGCGGAUGACCAGACGAAAGCAGAACUUACCGCAGGGAUGGAAGCUUCCAAUCGUGUUCUGCACCAAGCCAAUGCUGCAGUCGAUAGGGAGCUGAGGAACGAGGCUUUGGUAGACCUUUGCACACGCGUUGAUGAUUGGAAGAACCACGAUAUUAAUCAGUUUGGCGACCUACUCCUUCACGGUGUCUUCACUGUAAUCACUGGUAAAAGUGAUUUGGAGAAAGAGUAUACCAUAUAUCUUUUCGAGCGCAUAUUGCUUUGCUGUAAAGAGGUGAACCCUAAUAAGGCCACCAAAGACAAGCUUAUGGGAGGAGGCCAAAAGGACAAAAAGGCUGCGAAAGAUAAGAAGGAUAAAUCCGGAAAAACUAUUAAGCUUCAGCUGAAAGGCCGCAUAUUUAUGACCAACGUCACAGACGUUGUGUCGAUGGUUAAGCCUGGGUCCUACACGGUGCAGAUUUGGUGGAAAGGAGAUCCUGGAAUCGAGAACUUUAUGAUUCGAUUCUCCCACGAAGAGGUCAUGAAAAAGUGGUCCGCAGCGGUUGAUAAACAGCGUAAAGAUUGCCUCGACCGAGAAAAAGGACCUGAAGUUGGAACACCGGAAUUUGCAUGGAUGCAAGCACAGAAUGCGCCCAUCCAAAAUCCUUAUGCUCAACCUGAGGACGACGACGACGAUGAUGACGAUUAUCCGCAAUUAGCCAACAGCGGGGUGUUUGCCGAACAAGCUAUACCCCCUGAACAAAGUUCCUUUGGGAUGAACAGAAAUACUUCAAGCACUAGCUUGCGCUCGAGGUCGACGACAGGCGAGAGCAUUCAAUCCAUCGCUGGAGUGGUUAGACAAGCCCCUCCCCGGUUUCCUAUGGGACCCCAGCCGCCAUUGAGCUUACAGACGCAGAUGCCUCUACAAACCCCGCCUGCCGGGGCGAGAGGUGGUGAUUCCUACUUCUCGCCUGUCGCCGAAUCUCCCGCGUCCUCGAGAACGAGCCAGAACUCCAUGUUCCCCUUCCCACGACAAGGGUCCAUAACAGGAAACUGGGAGGACCACAACCGCUACACCGCCCCAGCCAUCGGCCGUACCCCGUCGCGCGAGUCGCAACAGUCUAUUAACUACCGGAACAACCCCCAGCGUCCCUCCCUCCCUGUCAUGUCAUCCCAGCAAGCACAGAUGGUUAACGCCCAGAACCGCAGUCGAUCAUACAGUACUCCUGACAUCAAUGCGCAGGUAAACGCAGCUCGUCGCCGCAACGACAGCCAGCCAGUACCAGCUGUGCCUGGUAUCCCGCCGCAUCUCCACCCGGCUUAUGACAACAGCAUUCCGCGCUCUAGCAACGUUUCUCCGAUCAAUGGCAUCCCCGUUCGCUCCGCCACGCAGAGCCCGGGCACCCAACGUGAAAGGUCCCAGCCGCCGCAAGCAGGCUACCCGGCAGUACCACCGGCUUAUCUGCGUAGCAACACGACGCCCGUUCUUGCGACAGUUCAAGGCGGCGAGGACCGCACCCAGACCAUGUCGCCGCCGCUAAACAACUCGCUACCUGGAAUGGACAUGCCGCUCCCGACUCAACUCAAGGUGAAGGUCAACUGUGACGGCAACUACGUCACGCUGGUAGUGGCGUUCAACAUUACGUACCAAAGCCUCAUUGACCGCAUCGACGCCAAGGUCGGCCGCUUCAGCAAUAACGCGAUCGCGAGGGGCACGAUGAGAUUGAGAUACCAAGACGAGGAUGGAGAUUACGUGACCAUCGAAUCAGAUGAUGACAUCCAUAUCGCAUUCCAGGAGUGGCGAGAGCAGCAGAUUGAAGGUCUCAAGAAUGGCAUGCUGGGAGAGAUUGAGCUCUUCUGUGCCAGCAUCGAGUAAGCACUUGAACAACCACAACAACAGGCGGAGUGAAGCGCCGGGAGCGCUGGGGUGCUAGGAAUGUUUUUCCUGGUCAGCUAGAAAGGGCCAUCACUGGCAAUAUGGGCUUUUAGCUUCACAACAAGCAAGAGUCGGACGACGAAGUAGUAGUAUUGGAGAGAGAGAGAGAGAGAGCAGCGCGAUCCCAGCUAGACGACUGGGCAGGUAUCGAUGAUAUCCCAUAACGAAACCGAGAGAGCGAAGGGGGACGGAGGAGGACGAACCAACCAUAUUUUUGACGCAUAUUUAAGGAUUGCAUUUAUGAAACGGAUGAGGAUCGACAUUAUGAACGCGACGUUUGAGAUGAUAUGGGAAACUUGAGGGAUCAGUCAGGGAGGAGAGGGGGGAAACACGCUCUAUUUCACCCCUCCCUUGAUUGAUAUCGGAGUCAUUUUUGGGAUUUAUUUUUGGAAUUCGUUUUUUAUGGGGGCUUAUGGCCCCCUAUAUAUUUUUGUGUGUGUGUGUGUGGGAGAGCUGGGCAUCUAGAGAUGCGCCAGGGUCUUUACGAUUUUUUGGGG
Molecule: messenger RNA, 3757 nt
Organism: Pseudogymnoascus verrucosus
Lineage: Eukaryota; Fungi; Ascomycota; Leotiomycetes; Thelebolales; Thelebolaceae
Exons: 4
Coding region: 174-3200 (1008 amino acids)
Biological process (GO): establishment of cell polarity; septin ring organization; intracellular signal transduction
Cellular component (GO): nucleus; mating projection tip; cytoplasm
Molecular function (GO): guanyl-nucleotide exchange factor activity; protein binding
Source: RefSeq, a predicted model, not a curated record